AUGAUACCCAGGCCUGCCCUGAGCAGUGGUAUUACUGCCCAUCGCCUCUAUAAGAACAUCACCCUGUACAUGAAUGAACCGAAGCCUCCAGUGGCCGGAAGGUCGAGCCUGACUUCCUGGGAUCACAAACCUCUCACGUUGAUGCUGCCCUGGUUAGGGUCACGACCUCAAGCUGUGGCAAAGUACUGUGAUAUCUACUUCCGCUCUGGCUUUGAUGUACUCGUUGUAGAGAGCGAGGUGAAGGACUUCCUGUGGCCUCGCUGGGGACUGGACCACGGAAAAACCUUGCUGGAUCUGCUCCAGAGUGAGCGUUUCACCACCCGCCCCCUGCUUGUUCAUGCCUUCUCUAUCGGUGGUUACACGUUUGCUCAGCUGCUGGUUCACAUUUCCAAGGACGAACAUAAAUAUGAGGCAGUGACUAAAAGGAUUAAAGGUCAAGUGUAUGACAGCUUGGUGGUGGGGACACUGGAUCACAUGGCCGUCGGUCUCAGCAAAACGAUGUUUCCUCGUUGGGAGACUCUGGUAAAGGAAAUCAGCCUGCUCUACUUCAACAUCUUUAAACGCCAAACCGUGGACUACUUCAACGCAAGCAUCGAUGUGUUCUGGAACACUCCGGUCACGGCCCCCGCUCUGUUUUACUUUUGUGAAAACGAUCUGAUGAGUGAUGCACAAACUGUGGAGAGGCUGUCUGGUUACUGGCAGAAGAACGGGAUCGAAAUAACGACAAAGAAGUGGGAAGUUUCAAAACAUGCAGGUCAUCUAAAGAUGCACCCAGAGGAAUAUCUGAGCACCUUUAAUUCGUUCCUACAGUCACUCCAACUCGUCCCUCUGAAGGCCAAGAUGUGAGACGGUUUAAUGUGUUUAGAUUCAGCUGGCCCAACACCUAGCUCCAGUUUUUUUACUCUUGUAUGUCAGUAGCUGCUCUGAAAAAACUACCAACAUCUUAAUGCAAGUAAACAAUGCAGUUGGCUCAAAACCUUGGCUAAAUCACAAAACCAAACUUCUUUCACGGGUUUGAUGAACUGGCUUUAAUGAAUUGAUAAAAUGACGUAAGCGAAACGUUCCUGCGUCCAUUUGAAAGUGUGUUUUUCUCAUAAACUAACAUCAUUUGCAAUGUCAAAUGAUUUAUGGACAUAGGCUUAGUUUCUUUCAGUCAGAGGACUCCAAACGCACUUUACACUACAGUGUGUGUUUACAGUGACCAGAUCUUCUACUCACUGUUAAGUUUUACUUUUUUUUAUAAAUGCACCUGCACAAACUUCAUCUAGCCAAAAUGACUUUAGAAUGAUUAUUCAUAUGUUGACUACCUCUCUUAUUGGUUUUUCCAGAGAAGUUUUCUUAUGUGUUCAUCUUUAUACUAUACUAAAAACUGGCUCAACAAUCAAUGUGACAUUUUGUUUUAAGACUGUUUGAUUCUUCUUUUUUUGGUUAUGUUAGAAGGUGGACAUAAAGAGGAUUACUAUACAUUUAAAAACAUAGAUUUUGAAAUUCAUUUUUGGGAAAUUGCACAUUUUUCAUUUCUGUUUUGGACUUAUGUGACAUUAUUUGCAAGGAAGCUACUUAAAAAAAGACAAAAAGACUAACCAAGCUCUUCAUGCAGCUAUAUUUUUAUUUUAAAUGUGUUGUCAUGUAGUUAAACCUACCUAAAACCUGAAGAUUUGUAGUAGUCUUUACAAUACCAGGUACACUUGAAAGGCUUUGUGAAGUAUAACUGGAAUACAUUCAGAAUUUGGCAAAACCAUGCUUUUUAUCAUAUGCUUCACAUCAUUAAAAUGCCAUAACCUUUGUGUCAUCUUUCUCUAUUAAUACUUCAAAAUGUCAUCCAAGAAGAGCAAAAAAGAUUGAAAUGUUGCUUAUUUGUUUCCUUAGAUGGUGAAGUGUGUUUGAGUUAGAUUUAUUUGCAUGACUAAACUUUUGUUUAACAUUAAAUUCUUUUUUUUAACAUGCAGGCAGUAAUUGUAAUGUUUUUUUCUGUGUUUAUGUUGCCAUCUUGACCUUGACUUACGGGCAGUAGAGUUAUAUCUUGUAGAGAGACCAAUAAAAGCAAUAGAAAAAGGAA
This is a messenger RNA of Nothobranchius furzeri (turquoise killifish), 2059 nucleotides long. RefSeq names its product transmembrane protein 53. Gene Ontology annotation, molecular function: serine hydrolase activity. The record is from RefSeq and is a predicted model, not a curated record. Lineage: Eukaryota; Metazoa; Chordata; Actinopteri; Cyprinodontiformes; Nothobranchiidae.